AUGGGAUCUAAGGAGGCGACUGUUGCCUCGUUCAUUCAGUCGGCACCACCAGGAGAGGUCGACAUCAAAGCGCUAGCGAGCAACCAGCCGGCCCUCCUCUCGUCGCUCGAGCCGGCAUUCAAGCAGUACAAUGAAGAGCAGUACACGACGGUGAAGCUGCCAGGCAGCAGCGAGAGCACGCUCAUCAGCCAGUACAACUCACUGGGCGGCAACCGCUACUUUGACACCGCAUCCCAGACAUCCUUCGAGGUCGACCACGCAGCACAAAAAGCCUCGAACACCCAACAACACCCGCUCGAAGGCCAGCACUCCGACCUCGUCCGCUCACUCAUCAAGUCCUUCUCCACCUUCAGCACCGAGCACUUCCCCUCCUCCACAAUCGGCGUCUACCUAACCGACUCAGGCAUCGCCCUGAUCCUCGUCGCAAACAAAUACAGCCCACAGAACUUCUGGAACGGCCGCUGGCGCAGCACAUACAUUCUUGAUCCGUCUUCCAACGCGCUGUCGGGCACAGUCAAGGCGGAUGUUCACUACUAUGAGGAUGGCAAUGUGAGAAUGAGCACGAGCAAGAAGAUCGAGGUCGACACGAGCGGUGCUGCGGACAGUGUUGUGAGAGAGAUUGCGAAGGCGGAGAAUAUGUUUCAGGAAGAGCUGAAUAGAGGAUUUGGACAGUUGGCGGAGGGAAGCUUCAAGGGCUUGAGGAGACAGUUGCCGGUGACGAGGCAGAAGGUGGAGUGGGAGAAGAUCGGAGGGUACAGACUCGGUCAGGACAUCGGCGGAGGUCGCUCCAAAUGA
Messenger RNA from Fulvia fulva, 795 nucleotides. RefSeq names its product F-actin-capping protein subunit alpha. The coding region runs from base 1 to 795 and encodes 264 amino acids. Gene Ontology annotation, molecular function: actin filament binding. Gene Ontology annotation, cellular component: F-actin capping protein complex; actin cortical patch. The transcript is spliced from 5 exons. The record is from RefSeq and is a predicted model, not a curated record. Lineage: Eukaryota; Fungi; Ascomycota; Dothideomycetes; Mycosphaerellales; Mycosphaerellaceae. Gene Ontology annotation, biological process: actin cytoskeleton organization; barbed-end actin filament capping.